CCGCGGACCCGCCGGCCAAGGCCCGCGCCCGCCGCGGCCUCGAGAGGCCCCAGGAGGCCCGGCCGGCGGCGGCGGCGGCGGCGGCCAUGGCCGGUGGGCCGGGCCCGGGGGACCCCGCGGCCCCCGGCGCCCAGCACUUCUUGUACGAGGUGCCGCCCUGGGUCAUGUGCCGCUUCUACAAAGUGAUGGACGCGCUGGAGCCCGCCGACUGGUGCCAGUUCGGUGGGUGGCGGCGGGCGGGAGACGCCGGGGCGGGAGGCGCGCGGGCCCCGGGCGCCGGGCCUGACGCCUGCCGCCCCGCAGCCGCCCUGAUCGUGCGCGACCAGACCGAGCUGCGGCUGUGCGAGCGCUCCGGGCAGCGCACGGCCAGCGUCCUGUGGCCCUGGAUCAACCGCAACGCCCGCGUGGCCGACCUCGUGAGCAUCCUCACGCACCUGCAGCUGCUCCGCGCCCGGGACAUCAUCACGGCCUGGCACCCGCCCGCCCCCCUCCUGCCCCCCAGCACCAGCGCCCCGAGGCCCAGCAGCCCCCCCGCGCCCUGUGAGGCCGACGUCCCCCGCCCCCGGAAGCUGCCGACGGCGUCGGCGUCCACACUCCCCUCCCCAGCUUUUCCAGGCUCCCGGACCCAUUCUGGGGCUGAGCUCGCUCCUGUCCACAGCCCUGGCAUCCUGCAGCCGCCACCGCCGCGUCCAGCCCCUUCCUCUACCAAGCCCAGCGCAGAGAGCCCAACGUCGCUCCUGCAGGGAGCCCACCCCUCUCCGUUCUGCUGGCCCCUCAGUGAGAUCUCCCAGGGCACCCACAACUUCUCGGACGAGCUGAAGAUCGGGGAGGGCGGCUUCGGCUGCGUGUACCGGGCGGUGAUGAGGAACACGCUGUACGCGGUGAAGAGGCUGAAGGAGGGGGCAGACCUGGAGUGGACCACAGUGAAGCAGAGCUUCCUGACCGAAGUGGAACAACUGUCACGGUUUCGUCACCCAAACAUUGUGGACUUUGCUGGCUACUGUGCCGAGAGUGGCUUCUACUGCCUCGUCUACGGCUUCCUGCCCAACGGCUCCCUGGAAGACCGCCUGCACUUCCAGACCGAGGCCUGCGCUCCUCUCUCCUGGCCUCAGCGACUGAACAUCCUUCUGGGCACAGCACGGGCCAUUCAGUUUUUACAUCAGGACAGCCCCAGCCUCAUCCACGGAGACAUCAAAAGUUCCAACGUCCUCCUGGAUGACAGACUGAUGCCCAAACUGGGAGACUUCGGCCUGGCCCGUCUCAGCCGUUUUGCAGGGGCCAACCCCGGCCAGAGCAGCACAGUGGCCCGGACACGGACGGUGCGUGGCACCCUGGCCUACCUGCCCGAGGAGUACGUCAAGACGGGGAGACUGGCCGUGGACACAGAUACCUUCAGCUUCGGCGUGGUAGUGCUGGAGACCCUGGCUGGCCAGAGGGCUGUGAGGACGCAGGGUGCCAAGACCAAGUAUCUGAAGGACCUGGUAGAAGAGGAGGCCGAGGAGGCCGGGGUGACCCUCAGAAGCACCCAGAGCACACUCCAAGCAGGCCUGGCCACGGAUGCCUGGGCUGCCCCGAUUGCCAGCCAGAUCUGUAAGAAGCACCUGGACCCCAGGCCCGGGCCGUGCCCGCCGGAGCUGGGCCUGGUCCUGGGCCAGCUGGCUUGCUGCUGCCUGCACCGCCGGGCCAAGAGGAGGCCCCCCAUGACCCAGGUGUACGAGCAUCUGGAGAAGCUGCAGGCAGCGGUGGCAGGAGCAGAGGCUGCCCACCACGGCCCCCCUUCCCCGCAGGAGAACUCGUACGUGUCCGUCCCCAGCAGCGGCGCCAGCCCACCGCAGCCCCUGGUGGCUCCAUCGGGAGCACCGGCCCAGGCCACGGAGUGGCUCCAGAAAGGCCCCAACCAGCCCGUGGAGAGCGACGAGAGUGUGUCCGGCCUGUCCGCCGCCCUGUGUUCCUGGCACAUGAGCCCCAGCUGCCCCCCAGGCCUGGCCUUGCCGGGCAGCCCUGCGCAGGGGGUCACCCUGGGGGCCGUGGCCCCCCUCGGGCAGGCCGGCAGUGCUCGGGGGGGCGCCAGCCAGGAGCCGAGCUGGGGCGGUGGCCCAGGGCCCCAGCUGACAGCUGUGGAAGGAUCACUGUUGAGCAGCUCCGCGUCAUCGCAGCCACCGCAGAUCGUCAUCAACCCGGCCCGACAGAAGAUGGUGCAGAAGUUGGCCUUGUACGAGGACGGGGUCCUGGACAGCCUGCAGCUGCUGUCCUCUAGCUCCCUCCCAGACCUAGGAGGGGAGCACCAGCACAGGCCGCGGCCCGAGGAGAGUGAUGAAUUCCAGAGCUGAUCUGCGCACCUGGCACAUUCCCUAAACCUGGAAGUCAAAGUUCUCAUAGUCGGAAGUUCUCAUGGCUCUCGAAUCCUCAGCGGCCCGUGGGCGGUGGGGGGUGGGGGCCGCCUCCUCACAGGGGAGAGCAGGUGCUGGAGCCCCCCAGCUGCUCCAGGGGCGUGGGCACGGGCUGGGCUCGGAGCCACCCCGGCCGGCUGCUGGAAGCUGUCAGUAAGGCAGGACAUGUCGUAAGGCCCGCCGUCAUUCCAUCAUUUGGGGGACAGGAAAGCCGUGAUCGUUGGAGGGGUGCCGGGGUGUGGGAGGAAUGCACGUGUGGGGCUGUGGGCCGCCCGGCCGGGGAGGCGACGUGAGCGGGGUUGCCGGCACGGGGCGGAGCAGGGAGCUGGCUCCCCCAAGAGCUGCGCGGGGCCCACCUUUGCCCUUCUCUUUGCACUUUGGCCAGAGCCCUGGGGACAAGUGGCCGCUCUGUAGAGCAGAGCAAACAAGGCCCGGGGCCCUCCCGGCCCCUCAUAAUUUGGAAAAGUAAGGUGUGGCCAUCCCGUGGUUCAGCUCACCGGCUCGAGUGCAGUUGUAGGACACCGCAGAGAGUCCAGCAGUGCCCCGUCCCCUCUCACCAGGCCACUGUCUGCGGGCUGCACCAGGGACCCGGGAGCUAAGGCUAACGUGACCGCCUGCUGGCCAGGCCACCCCUGGGUGCGCCCACCGACGGCCGCCAAGCCAGGGCAGGCCCCGGAGGCCACUGGGUGUCAGGCCCAGGCACUGAUUGUGACAGAGGAGCCACGACCCAAGGUGGGGCUAGGCCCAGACCUCGUGCUACCCAGACUGCGCGAAGUCCCCGGAAGUCGGGCAGGUGGAAAGCCAGACGGGGCAGGGUGGGGGGCAGGAAACAAGACAGGACUCACGCGUGCAAAGCAAGUCCACUUUUGUGCAAUUGAGCGUGUUCGAAGGUAGCACAGGCUUACGAUGAUUUCGUGUCCGCAGUCAUGAGUCACACUACAUGCCCACGAAGCUAGGCGUUGGUGAAGUCCAAGCUGUCCUAGAGGAAUAAAAGCUUACGUUUCAA
Messenger RNA from Nyctereutes procyonoides (raccoon dog), 3396 nucleotides. It is a transcript of the gene IRAK1, whose product is annotated as interleukin 1 receptor associated kinase 1. Gene Ontology annotation, cellular component: plasma membrane; cytoplasm; nucleus. Gene Ontology annotation, molecular function: ATP binding; protein kinase activity; protein binding. Lineage: Eukaryota; Metazoa; Chordata; Mammalia; Carnivora; Canidae. Bases 87 to 2330 code for a protein of 747 amino acids. The transcript is spliced from 13 exons. Gene Ontology annotation, biological process: interleukin-1-mediated signaling pathway; intracellular signal transduction; protein phosphorylation. The record is from RefSeq and is a predicted model, not a curated record.